This is a messenger RNA of Penicillium antarcticum, 1149 nucleotides long. It is a transcript of the gene slt11, whose product is annotated as Pre-mRNA-splicing factor ECM2. The record is from RefSeq and is a predicted model, not a curated record. The transcript is spliced from 2 exons. NCBI's taxonomy places the organism in Eukaryota, Fungi, Ascomycota, Eurotiomycetes, Eurotiales, Aspergillaceae. Gene Ontology annotation, molecular function: U6 snRNA binding; pre-mRNA binding. Gene Ontology annotation, cellular component: U2-type catalytic step 1 spliceosome; Prp19 complex; U2-type catalytic step 2 spliceosome. The coding region runs from base 1 to 1149 and encodes 382 amino acids.
AUGCCUCCUCAGAUCAAGCAUGACUUGAAUCGCUCGGGAUGGGAGUCUACUGACUUUCCAUCUGUCUGCGAGAACUGCCUUCCAGAGAACCCUUAUGUGCAGAUGAUUAAGGAAGAUCAUGGCGCAGAGUGCAAGAUUUGCACGCGGCCCUUUACCAUUUUCCGGUGGAAGGCCGAUCGAACCUCGCGACAAAAGCGAUCCAUUAUCUGCCUGACAUGCGCGCGCCUGAAGAACUGCUGCCAAUGCUGCAUGCUCGAUCUUUCGUUCGGUCUGCCCAUUGUCGUCCGUGAUGCCGCCCUCAAAAUGGUCGCCCCGGGUCCGGAAAGCUCUAUCAAUCGUGAAUUCUACGCGCAGAACCACGAGAAGGAAAUCGAAGAAGGCCGUGGCGCCAUCGAAGAAUAUGAAAAGACGGACGACAAGGCUCGCGAGCUCUUGCGCCGUCUCGCCAACAGUGAACCAUACUACCGCAAGCCACGCCGGAUCGAGGGUCCUGCCGAAGUAGAAGAAGCGGAGCAGUCUACGUCCAUCGAGCAACCACGAACAAACAGUCGCUAUGGAAAUGGACCCGGUCCGAUUCGCACAAGUGAAAGCCGCGUCGGUAACCGUCUUCCAGGCCGUGGAGGUCGAGGUGGUGGCCGCGGUGGUCGCCCAUUCCCCAGCACCGCACAGCUGCCGCCAUCGGCUGAGGAUAUUCGUCCUCCCGCAGACCCCAAUGUCCUUUCUCUAUUUGUUACAGGUGUGGAGGACGACCUUCCCGAACAUACUUUACGCACUUUUUUCAGCAAGUUUGGUCAGCUCCGAUCACUCAUUUGCUCUCAUCGCUCCCACUGUGCUUUCAUUAACUACGUUACCCGCGCCGAUGCCGAAGCUGCGGCAGCCCACUGCCAGGGUAAAGCUAUCAUCGAAGGCUGCCCACUCCGCGUCCGCUGGGGCAAGCCCAAGUCUCUCGACAACCUGGAUCGCGAAGAGAGAAUCAGGAAUGCGCGAGAGGGUCGCCAGACCGUGGGAUCUGUUGGCAAAGGAAAGCAAGCCGACAGACGAGCUGUCGCCGCGGGAGAGAGUGCUGGCCAGGAACCACAUCGGACUCACAUUGUCGCACCACCACCUGGAUCCGGCGAGGUCCAGUACGCCAGCAUGAACGGCGACUGA